AUAAUUUAUUCUCUACUUUUGUGUGCAAAUAAAAGUUUGAACAUUGAAAAACUUGUUUUUUUACCUAUAUUUUUUAUUGGUAUUUAUUUUUGUUUCUUAAGACACAAAAAAAGAUCAGAUCUCAGGACCUCCCAACCCUCUGGUGAAUGCAUCAAUGAGCGAACGAAUACGAUCACUGUAAUCGGUGUAAUAGAUGAGUUAACUGCACGAACAUAUGAUGUGUGCCGUGUCAGGAUCGGGCUGGCCAUAGCGCGCAGGUUGGCCCAGCAUGGCGCCCACGUGGUCGUGAGCAGCCGUACCGAGGAACACGUGGCCCACGCUGCCGAGGAGCUCCAUGCCGAGGGCCUGAACGUCACGGGCAUCGUGUGCCACGUGGGGGAUGCCGAUCAGCGCACAAAGCUCAUCAAAGAGACUGUGAGCAAGCUGGGAGGGCUGGACAUCCUCGUGCUCAACGCGGCAGUGAACCCGUAUGUCGGACCCCUCCUCAACGCCACCGCGGAGGUCUGGGAUAAGGUGCUGGAUGUGAAUUUAAAAGCCCCGUUCCUCUUCGUGAAGGAGGCCGCUCCUCACAUGAAGGAGCGAGGGGAAGGUGCGGUUGUAUUCAUCUCGUCUGUCACCGCUUACUUCCCCAACGAGGACAUAGGUCCCUACUGCGUGAGCAAGACGGCUCUGCUGGGCCUCACCAAAGCCCUGUCGCGGCCGCUUGCCGCCAUGAACAUCCGCGUGAACAACGUGGCGCCCGGGCUCAUCGAGACCGGCUUCAGCGCCGGCCUGGCAAAGGAUGAGAAGAUGAUGCAGAUGUUCAGAAACGUUACCGCCAUUCCCAGGGCUGGCUACCCCGAGGAGGUGGCGUCCCUCGUCUCGUUCCUGUGCUCCCGGGAUGCCGGCUACAUCACGGGGCAGACGAUGGUGGUGGAUGGAGGGGGCAUCUCGCGCCUCUAGUGCCCUGCACAACGCAGCUUACAUCCUGCGCGCUGUAAUCUACUGUCUCCACCAUGCUCUCCGCAUGAUGCACCCUACCAUCCUGCAACCUGCGCUAGGGCAGAGCAUCCUGCACCCUGCACGAUGCUUUCUUCACAACGUAUCCGAUCACACUGCACCCUGCACAAUACAGCGCUCUGCUCCGUAGACCUAGCUCGCUUCCUGCACAUCACAUCCCAUUUACCCUGCAAACGACACGCUUCACCUGUCUCUCUGUUGUAGCAGCUCCCUGCACCACCCGGCUGACCCCACUGCAUGCCGCGUUCUGCACGUUGCCUCAAGGGCGUGUGGGUAAAGCAUUCCCGUGGUAAUUAUUAAAACUAUGAACAAAAAGUUUUACUUCACCAGGUAAAUGAGUUAUAUAACUCUUGUUCGAAGCAAUCUGGCCACAAAUUAUAGUUAAACGGAGUGGCUUACCUUGUAGAAACGUAUUGCAGUAACAUACUCUAAACACACGUUUAUAAAUGUAGAGGGAAAAAAACGGAUAACCUGGAGAACAAUCCUCGCAACCACGGGGAGGGAGAAAGACAUGCAAACUCCAAAUAUUCAGGCGUCAGGGUCCCGAUCGAACCCACGACCUCCUGCAAACUAGGUGAGGGAGUUAACAUCUCACCAGGUUACACAGUAACAGAAUCGAAUGAAGAUGCAGUCCCUCCACAUGGCGUUGAACAGUUUGUGGGGCAAGCAAGUGCUUAAAGAGAACUUUUUCAGGCCAGCAUGUUACACGAGGGGCGUGGGUGGUCAGUCUCAUGACUUUUCAGGAGAGUCCUACCAGGUUUUCCCAGCGAUGAUUGCUAUGCACAGUAUAUUCCAACUGAGUAAUUUGCGGGCAAUUUUAUUAAAUUCGGUAAAUGUGGCCCAUGACGCUGGCACCUUCAACAUUCGCUCGGAAGCAGGCGGCACGUGGUGUCUUUGCGGUGAACACGCCUGUAGCAUUAAACAGAGCGGCCGCUGGAUUCGAACCGCAAACCUCUGCGACAAA
Molecule: messenger RNA, 1963 nt
Organism: Petromyzon marinus (sea lamprey)
Lineage: Eukaryota; Metazoa; Chordata; Hyperoartia; Petromyzontiformes; Petromyzontidae
Source: RefSeq, a predicted model, not a curated record